Hyposmocoma kahamanoa is the source of this 738-nucleotide messenger RNA. Its product is annotated as GDP-D-glucose phosphorylase 1. The transcript is spliced from 5 exons. NCBI's taxonomy places the organism in Eukaryota, Metazoa, Arthropoda, Insecta, Lepidoptera, Cosmopterigidae. The record is from RefSeq and is a predicted model, not a curated record. Bases 1 to 717 code for a protein of 238 amino acids. Gene Ontology annotation, biological process: glucose metabolic process. Gene Ontology annotation, cellular component: cytoplasm. Gene Ontology annotation, molecular function: GDP-D-glucose phosphorylase activity.
AUGGAGGAGAAACAAGUGGAUAACCACUUGUCUCGCCAUUCAAACACACACAAAUUAAUAGUCAAUGUGAGCCCCAUAACAAGGUAUCACAGCUUACUAUGUCCGUCCGUAAACAAUAAUUUGCCCCAAUGGGUCACUGAGGACAGUCUCCGGUUGGUGUUAGAAGUUAUGUUUUUGGCGCAGGAUCGCAAUUUAAGAAUUGGAUUUAACAGUUUAUGCGCAAUGGCUUCAGUGAACCAUUUGCAUUAUCAUUUAUUUUUGGAAAAUCAUGACUUGCCUGUUGAAAAUAUUAAAUGCACACAAAUCAAAGGUCCCCUUUAUGCAUUCGAUGAAACGUACCCUAUACCAGCAUUUUGCUUCGAAGUUCCGUCACCUCAAUCCAUAAACGGCAUAUCUAAAGAAAUCUACAAGCUUAUAGAACAUUUAUUGAAGAAUUGCAUAGCUCAUAAUAUUUUUAUAACUCGAGGCAGUAACUUGGUACCGGGUGAACAAAAUUUGGAAAUAAUAAGAAUAAUCAUUUGGCCUAGAAAAAGUAGCCCUAAACCGAAAAUAUUGACUACAUUCUACGUCGGGUUAUGUGAAUUAAGUGGUUGGUUUCCUGUUUAUUCUCAAAACGAUUACGAUAAAUUACGAACUGACGAUCUAGAAAUAGAACUAAGCAAAUGGAAAAUAGAUAACUUCUCCAGACUGUGCGACCAAGUGGGCCUAUUGUAUUAAUGAAUAUGUUAUAGCACAUCG